Nerophis lumbriciformis (worm pipefish) is the source of this 4578-nucleotide messenger RNA. The record is from RefSeq and is a predicted model, not a curated record. NCBI's taxonomy places the organism in Eukaryota, Metazoa, Chordata, Actinopteri, Syngnathiformes, Syngnathidae.
AUGGCGGAGUUAGACCUGAGUCUGAGCGACGCUCUGGUGGACAGUGGUCCGCAGCAGGGUCAGGAAAGCCGGGUGGAAAGGGACUUUGUGGCUCAGCUGGAGGCGGAAACCUUCGAUGAUCAAAUAGGGGAGACUGUAGGCAAGACUGACUAUAUCCCUCUUCUGGACAAUGAUGAAGCUAGUACAGGUACAGCAUUGGAAAAUGGAGGACAACAAGCUCAGGGGGUGCAAAAGCCUGGUUGUAUACUGACCACAGGAGGGCAGACAUCAAUGUCACACCUAGAGCAUCAGGGAGAGGGGAAGCCACACAAAGUUGAUGAUCAGCCACAGCAGUUUUUGGCAGCGGACUUCUUAUCAGGCAGCACCCCCCAAGCUCAUUGCUAUUAUGUUUUACAUCUUGUUUUAUAUUCUUGUUUUUCAGAUUUCUCCAAGCCUGCGGGCCCAGGGUUGAAUAUAGAGGUUGGGAUUGCAUCCCUCAGUCCAGAGAAGCCUCCAAGUAUCGCUGAUCCUCUGCAGCCCGCACCCUCAGUUGGCUCAGAGGCCCCUAAAGUGUCCCAUAGCCCCAUGCUGCCUGAACCACAAGCUCCACGUAGCCCCCUGGAUAUGUCAGCAGGUGCUCUAGGUGACUGCUGGCCAGACCUGACUGGUUGCCUAUCGACAGACCUCCCUUUCAGCCCCAGUGUCACAUCUGUGAUCAGUCGUCAUGCUAACAAUCUUGCAAUGAUUCGCGAUGACACACCUAAGACUUGGCCCAGUGGAGAAAGCACUCCUUAUGCCGGAGGUGAUGAAAGGGAUGUAGAGGAAUCGGACAAAAAACAGAAGAAAAAGAAGAAAAGGAGACAGAAAGACGAGGGCUCUUAUGAACACUUCGAAAGCAAGGGUCACCUUGAAGGGCAUUCACAGGGAGAAAAUAUUCCUUCAGGAGAAUUGCUCUACCAAAGGACUGAAACGAAACGAGAUAGUGGCGACGCUGGCUGGGAGGAGCAAAUUUGGAAAAGUGGCGGACGAGGUAAGAAGGGCAAAAGCAGGAAGAAGAUUCCUGAAGAGUGGGAAGUGUCUCCAGAGCCAUUUGCUUCUUCAUCCACAGUUAAAAUCACUCAAGAAGUUAUGAAGGAUCUUGAAAGUCCAGCACGAACAAGCAUGGAUAUUUCCUUUGCUGAUAUUAAUACCAGCCAGACCCCUUGGAAAGAGGAGAGCUUCACGGAUGAAGGCCUCGUGCCUUCUCCACUAUCCCAUGGUAUAUUGGCUCCUGAGAAAAUUUCCAUCAGUCCACUGGUCUUGAACAGCGAGCUAAAAGCUACCGCAGCUCCAUUCACUAUGCCCUCCUCGACCGGUGCUGGGCCACUUGACUCCUUUCACAUAGGCCCUAGUCCUGGUGAACCAUUUGAAGUGCUAAUUGAUACUAAAAAUGCCAACUUGGGAGAUAUGGUUGACAGUGGGAUGUUUGACAACUCUGGUUUCAUCCAAAAGCCUGUUAUACAAGCCAUACCUGAGGUAGAUACUUCUGCUUUCACCCCUCCGUCUAGGCCAGAUUUGGCUCUUUCCCCAAACGGUGAUGUGGUUGCAUCGGCCCCACCCCUUUCCCCUUCAGAUGCUUCAUGGCUCCUGAAUAACUCUCACACUAGCAGCAACAGUGAGCAAUUUGAUUUCGGUGAUAUGAGCACUUCCACUCAUUCUGUACCUGCUGGACUGGUAUUUGACAGCCCUUGUCCAGCCCCUCUACGUUCCCCCAAAACCACAGCACAGGAAUUCCAAAUAAAGGAACACAAAAAUGAGCAGUCAGACAAGACCCAAUCUAAGAAGUCUCGUUCUUCAUCCUCCUCCUCAGUUAAGAGUCCCACCACCUCAGAGGCAAAGAAAUUCACUACCCAAGAAUCUCCAACUAUCAGCCCCUCUUCCUCCCCAUCACUUGUCUCAAUUGGAAUUCCAGCAUCUGGCCUUAACCCUGCAGCAAAGCCCUUCUUUCCCAGCUUUGCUGAUACCGUGGAACAACCAAGUGUGGUUUCCCCCAUCAUAGAAGACAAUGUUGCCAAGUCUGACCAAAAGAAGUUGGAGGACAAGCCCAAGGUGGACCUCAUUGAUUCAGCUGAGCAAAAGCCCGUGAAGGUUGAAUUUGCAAUCAGUGAGACGUCAGCGAAGGUGGAGAAAGAUGUCGGAAUCGAAAAACAAAAACAAACCGAUGUCAAUCUGUGGCAAGAGCCUGAAAGUGUUCCACACAAGGAGACAGUUAAGGUUGUUGAGGGAAAAGAGCUUAAUGCAACUGAAAAACCCGCAGUGAAAGUUACAGCAGAUAAAGACUUUAAAAAUGUUCCUAAUGAGAAAGCGGAAAUGAAAGUCAAAGAGGAGUCUGAAAAAAUGAAAGAGAAGCUACCAGAGAAGGCUGAAGAAAAACCAAAAGAGCCAGAGAAAGUGGAAUUAGUCCAGCAGAAAAUGGAAAAAGUGGAUAAAGGGAAAAAAACUGAUGAACCUGCAGACAAAUUGCUAAAGACUGAGACAUUUGACAAGGUAGAAAAAUCAGAAAAUGUGGCCUUGAAAGAUGAAUUCAAGCAAAAAGAGAAAGUGGAAAUAAUUGAGGCAAAUGUCGGGAACAAAAUUACUGAGAAGACUGAAAAGACGGAAAUGAAGGACGGCAAAGAGCAACAUGUCGAAUCCAAAGUGGAAAAGACCCCCGAGCAACUGCCGACACCUGUCAAGCUUGACGCCACUCCUGACAAAGCGGAAAAGAAGGCUGACAUUGCAGCUGAUGUGGAAGAAGCCACGAAACCUUCAGCUCAAUCACACAAAGCUGAAAAAGCUCAGAAAGAGGAUGAAUUGGAGAAACUAUCAGAGAAACCAGCGGAGACGGCAAAGCCGCUAGGUGGAAAGGAAGACAAGCAGGAGAAGAUACACAGUGACAAAAAGGCAGUGGAGAAAAAGGAUGACAAAAAGGAAAAAGCCGUAAAAGCAGAUGGAACAGAGAAGCCGAAAAAAGCAAAACCAAUCACCACCAAUGGGAGCAGUGCAGCGCCAAUUAAAGAAUUGGCUAGUGCAGACAAGAAGACAAAGCCUGCUGGGGCAACAAAACCGAGCACCAUCUCCAAAACACGGCAGGUCACAACCGCUGCUGGUAGCGGUUCUGCUUCGGCACCCACUAAGCACCCCAUAUCCUCUUCAAGCACAUCCACUUCAGAUAAAAAAACAACUACCAAGGCCCCAUCAACAGCCGCUGGUAUUCCAAAGAGGCCCUCAACCAAUACUACUAGCCGCCUUUCAUCCUCUACCACUGUACGUGAUGUUAAACCCAAGACACCCACAGAAAAGCGUCCCCUUGUGCCAAAGGCCAGCACUGCCACUGCUGCUACCAAAAACGGAACAACCACCACAACUACCAGUAAAACAACCACAUCGACGCGCACAACAUUGUCAACCCGCAACGCGACUACUACCGCAUCCAGAAAGCCCCUGGUCUCUAAGACAGACGGCCAACCAAGUGGAGAGAAGAGACCAAGCACUCUGAAGACAUCCACAGCUGAUUCCACCAAACCCAAAACCACCGCCACCACAAUGAGGAGCACUACUUCCACUACGAGCACUGCCUCUCGCACUCGAACUACAGCCGCCAAAACGACUACACCCUCCACCACCACCACCACCACCGGUGCACCGACUGAGAGGAAGCCCAUGGUACCCCGUGCUCCCAGGGCCACCUCCUCUACGACAACUAACACGACAACCAGCACGACAAGGACCACAUCUCGUCCUGGCACUGCACCUGCUCCCGAUAUCCACAACGCCCGCUCAAAGAUCGGCUCUACGGACAACAUAAAGCACCAACCAGGGGGUGGAAAGGUGUCAGCUGUCUCUAAAAGCAGGGUCCCAGCCUCCAAAGACAAAAGCCAGGUCAAAGUUCAAAUAGUCUCCCAAAAACUGGACUUCAGUCACGUCGGCGCACGCUUGGGCUCCAAGGACAAUAUGAAGCAUGUUCCUGGUGGAGGGAAUGUACAGAUUCUCAACAAAAAGGUGGAUUUGAGUAAGGUGACGUCAAAGUGCGGCUCCAAAGACAACAUCAAGCACAAGCCCGGUGGAGGUGUUGUGAAGAUUGAGUCGCACAAAGUCAACUUUAAGGACAAAGCUCAAUCCAAAGUCGGUUCUAUGGACAAUGUCAGCCAUUCACCAGGUGGAGGAAGUGUCAAAGCUGAGGGGUCCCAGGAGACAGGUGAGGGUGUUGGGGCAUCGUCACUCACCCCUGGCCCAGAGUCUGGGCAGGUGGGGAGCCCUGCUGCCCAUGAGAAUGGGCUGAAGGAGGCAGCUCCCUGUGAUUCUGAGUGUCUCCAGGAGCCCCAGGCCCUGGUGUCCCACAUCCCAGAGACAAAAAAGUUAAAGCUGUUAAAUCUAGAGCCUACCUUAAGGCAUCUAAUUCUGCUGUCCCUCUGCCUUCCUCAUCUCACUGCCUCCCCCUCUUUCUUGUUUACCCUGCGCUUAUCCUUCCUUUUCUUUCCAACAUUUCUGCCGCAGAUUGAGUUUUACAAGCUCAACUUCCGCGAGAAGGCUCGCUCUCGUACGGACCACGGCGCCGACAUCGUCACCUGCUCCUCCUGA